UGCUCGCCUGGGCUGCUUCCCUUUUGCACCAGGUCGAUCCGCAGACAUCCACAUCUUCUCCAUCUGCUCAGCGCUCACCUAAGCCCUUAACCACUGACAUACUCUCGUACCUCUUUGACUGAUUUCCAUAUCUUCCUUGUUCUUCCCCUUCUGGUCAUCAUUCUUCCGGCCUCCUCGGAUCCUCUGCUCGACCUUCCUCACCUCCUGCCCUCGUUGUCUCUGUGGUCUCUAUCCCUCGCCGUCGCCUCCAGACUCUUCCACCGCAUCCCUAGGUCCCGGUACCGCGCACGAGACUUGCCUUGCACACCCUUCCCGGGCUUCGCUUUCCACCAGGCGCCCGACACAGGUGCAAUGCAGGCUUCUCUACCGUCCUGGAAGGACGCCGACAAGAAACAAAUUCAGAUCCAGAUCCCAUGGAAAUCGCUACAACUUCUCGUUCCUCACCGGCUGCGGCGCAAGCUCAGAUCGAAGCUCCGCAAUCGAUCGUCGCCUGCCUCUUCACUCGCCUCCCUCAAAACCUCGGUUUCCCCUGCGGACACUCUACGGUCACUACAAAAUCAUAGAUGGUCGAUUUAUGACGGGCAAUGGCUGUUUCUGGCGGUUGUGGGCAUUUUUUCGCUGAGCAUCAUUGAGUAUCCGGGUCCAUUGGUCAAGACUGCGGUCGCUACACUCCUCCUCGCCUCGUUCAUAUUCCCUAUCACUCGACAAUUCUUCCGGCCCUUUUCACCUAUAGCCGCAUACCUCAUUUUCUUCUACGCCUGCAGAUUCAUCCCGUCUGCCUGGCGGCCUCCGAUUUGGGUCAAAGUCCUCCCCGCGCUCGAAAACAUCCUUUAUGGUGCCAAUCUUAGCAACAUCCUCUCCGCCCACAAGAAUACGGUCUUGGAUCUCUUAGCAUGGUUUCCCUAUGGGCUUGGUCACUUUGGCGGUCCUUUCGUGGUUGCCGCGAUCAUUUUCGUCUUUGGCCCACCUACGACCCUCCCAGUCUUCGGCUUCAGCUUUGGGUACUUGAAUCUCGCUGGAGUCAUCAUUCAAGUCUUGUUUCCGUGCUCCGCCCCAUGGUACGAGAACAUGUAUGGUCUAGCCCCGGCCAACUAUUCCAUGCAAGGUUCACCUGCGGGUUUAGCCCGUAUCGAUGCAUUGCUCGGAAUCGAUAUGUAUACGUCAGGAUUCACCGCCUCUCCGAUGGUUUUUGGCGCCUUCCCCUCGCUUCAUGCAGCGACUGCUACUCUGGAAGCGCUAUUCAUGAGCCACAUCUUUCCUACGUUCACCCCGCUGUGGGCGUUCUACGCGGCUUGGCUGUGGUGGUCAACCAUGUACCUCUCGCAUCAUUACGCUGUGGAUCUGGUUGCCGGAAGUUUGAUGUCGGGUGUCAUAUUCUACUUCGCAAAGGCUAAGUUCCUGCCGAGACUACAGCCUGAUAAGAGAUACCGAUGGGACUACGAUUACGUCGAGAUUGGCGAAGUCCAGAACGACUAUAGUUAUGGCAUUGCUGGGCUCGACGGCAGCAGCCCCGAUAGCGACGAAUGGACCAUCGGCUCUUCGUCUUCCAUUUCCUCCGGUUCGUUGAGCCCGACGGAAGAGAGCCCGAAGCUUUGGACAGACGCAUACUCGAAUUACGAAAGAUGACAAGGAUAAAUCACUCGGCAUGAAAACUCCAACCUCUCAUUUGAACUCUGCAGCAUCUUUGGCCUGGCGUUUCUGUUACGAGUCGAACACGCUUACGGAUCAAGAACCUUGCAUAUGAGCGCUCAAUAUUUUUUUUUUGAUUUCUGCACAUAGAACACGGCCCUACUGUAAUACGACGCCACUACGAACACGCUUUUCCCCGGACAAGAAUUCUUCUCCAAGGACCACGCCGAAUCUGUCGUUUCUGCGUCGAACACUGUUUAAUGAGGCUGGCUUGGCAGGGGAUCAAGCAUGGAAUUUCAUCAUCGCCAGCACAAGGCUUUUUUGGAUUGUGAUUUGGUUGGGUUUGGCGGACUGGAAGGCUCUUGCGCCACAGAAUCGGUCUACUAUCAGGGUCGGUGGUUUUGGUGUUUCAGCUGGAGUCCAGCAUACUCUGAUUUCGCACUGGCGUUAUUCCUGGAGAGUUUGAGCAGCGUGGCUUCCAGCAGCCUGUUUGUCAUCCAGCGGCUACUGUUUACCGUCUGGAUUGAUACAUUACAUUCGCUUUGCAUACCCCCUUGUACAAUACAGAUAUCGAGACUUACGACCGAUAUGCCAUUCGCUUGGUUCAGCACGGGAUAUGGGAAGGAAAGAAAGAGGAAGAACUGGAGUUUUCAUUCGCCUUUAGGCCGUGGUUGGACACGGGGAUUGGAUGAUCUGUGAGGAUAAGGAGCUGGUCAGAGACGAGGUUGUCACAAAAUCCUUUGAGCGCGAAGUCAAGAUGGUAAUCAAUGAGCCUGGACAUGGAAGUUCAGCCAACCAUUGCGACAAGGCCACAAUAUUCGAUCCCAGCCACCCACCGGGGUCAUCCAUGUCCACAAAGCACCCCUCGACUCCACAAAGCUCCCAGCCACGUUCACGCACGGUCCAGACCCCACGACGCUGCAUGGUCCCCAGCGGAUAUGCAUGAUUGUGGCCUCAGAGCUACGGGGAUUCACUGGGUUGAUGGAAGGUUGUUCCGCGAGUUAUGAGAUGCCGUGUAAUGGCAGUGACAUGGUGAUGCCCGGACGAGAUUGAGAAGAUGGUGCCAGUCAAGGGACUGGAAUCCCAAGAGGCACAGGCAACCGAAAGAAUUAAUCUAGUAAUUUAAUACCUAAUGAACAAGAGGUCCCUCGAGGACCAUUUCCAGCA
Messenger RNA from Cladophialophora immunda, 2796 nucleotides. RefSeq lists its product as uncharacterized. The record is from RefSeq and is a predicted model, not a curated record. Gene Ontology annotation, biological process: inositol phosphoceramide metabolic process; sphingolipid biosynthetic process. Gene Ontology annotation, cellular component: inositol phosphoceramide synthase complex. The coding region runs from base 352 to 1626 and encodes 424 amino acids. NCBI's taxonomy places the organism in Eukaryota, Fungi, Ascomycota, Eurotiomycetes, Chaetothyriales, Herpotrichiellaceae. The transcript is spliced from 2 exons. Gene Ontology annotation, molecular function: inositol phosphoceramide synthase activity.